UAGAGGAGCCGAAUGCCCUUCGUCUUGUGGGGUGGGCUUUUAGCUGUGCGUUAGCUGUCCUUGGUGUUCUCCUCUCCCCUCUCUGCUCCACAUACCUAGAAAGCAAACACCUUUGCCCCAUUCUCCUCACUCUCCUCUUCGUAUUGCUUCGCCCUUCCACAAGCGUAAUUGUUGUUCCGAGAAUGAGAUGAAGAGGAGAAGCAGCAUAACGGAAAAGCUUCAUCUCCUCUUCCUCUUCUUGAUCUCAUUUGCGGCGGCGAGAGCGGCCGCCUUCAGCAGCCAUGGCCUCACCGACGCUGAGGCCGGGUUCAUCCGUAGGCGGCAGCUGCUGUACUACCUCGACGAGUACGGCGACCGCGGCGAGCGGGUGAGCGUCGACCCGUCCUUCCGCUUCCCUAACCCCCGUCUCCGCGACGCCUAUGUCGCCCUGCAGGCCUGGAAGAAGGCCAUCCUCUCCGACCCCCACAACUUCACCGGCAGCUGGGUCGGGCCCAAUGUCUGCUCCUACUAUGGCGUCUUCUGCGCCCCGCUCCCCUGCAACCGCUCCCUCACCGUCGUCGCAGGUAUCGACCUCAACCACGCCGACAUCGCCGGGUACCUCCCUGAGGAGCUCGGCCUGUUGACCGACCUCGCCCUCUUCCACAUCAACUCCAACCGCUUCUGCGGCACCGUCCCCCAGAAACUCCGCCAGCUCACCCGCCUCUUUGAGAUCGACCUCAGCAACAACCGCUUUGCCGGCAAGUUCCCCAGGGUCCUCCUCGAGCUCCCCUCGCUCAAGUUCCUCGACAUCCGGUUCAACGAGUUCGAGGGCGGCGUCCCUCGCGAGCUCUUCGACAAGCCCCUCGAUGCCAUCUUCAUCAACCACAAUCGGCUCGCCUUCGACAUCCCCGAUAAUAUCGGCAACUCCCCCGUCUCCGUCAUCGUCCUCGCCAACAACCGCUUCCGCGGCUGCCUCCCAGCCAGCCUUGGCAAUAUGUCGAACACCUUGAACGAGAUCAUUCUCAUGGACAACGGGCUGCGGUCCUGCCUCCCGCCCGAGAUCGGCCUGCUGAGGAAGCUCACCGUGUUCGACAUCAGCUUCAACCAGCUGCUGGGGCCGCUGCCGGAGGAGAUCGGCCGCAUGGUCAGCCUCGAGCAGUUGGAUGUCGCGCACAACCUGCUGUCAGGGCGCAUCCCGGAGUCCAUCUGCCAGCUCCCGCAUCUGCAAAACUUCACCUUCUCCUACAAUUUCUUUACCGGCGAGCCGCCGUCGUGCUUGAAGGUGCAGUCAUUCGACGACCGGAGGAAUUGCCUUCCCGAGCGGCCGUUGCAGCGGUCGGGGAAGCAGUGCGAGUCGUUCUUGUCGCACCCGGUGGACUGCAGUUGGUUUCGGUGUAAGCCGUUCGUGCUGGCAUUUCCGCCGCCGCCGCUGCCUCCCUCGCCUCCUCCGCCGUCUCCCCCGCCGCCGCCACCACCAUCACCACCCCCGCCGUCCCCGUCUCCGCCACCACCAUCUCCUCCACCUCCCCCAUCUCCAUCGCCACCACCUCCGUCUCCGCCGCCCCCAUCCCCACCUCCUCCUUCACCGCCGCCGCCACCUCCACCAGUUUAUUCAUCGCCUCCACCGCCUAAUUCACCACCACCUCCCAUACAUUAUUAUUCUCCUCCGCCACCAUACCCAUCUCCACCCCCACCCAACUCUCCGCCUCCACCGCCGGUUUAUCACUACUUGUCACCACCGCCACCUCCGCCUCCAUGUAUAGAACCACCGGAAUCUUCACCACCUCCGCUAACACCCUAUUACGGAGGUCCAUUGCCACCUGUCGUCGGAGUCUCAUACGCAUCUCCGCCUCCCCCUCCUCUCCAUUGAUUCUUUUGAAAAUUGUCCUCGUCCUUCUCCUAUCCUCAAUUAGGCAUCAGAAAAAUGUCUUCAUUCAUUUGGAUUCUUAUCAUGCCAUCUUCUCCAUCAAGUGUUCCAUUAAUUGGCGCUACGUUAUUUCUCUGGCUGCUUUCGUAGCUCACCAGGAACAGCUCAAAGUUCGAGAACACUGCUUGGUGCAUUCAACUUCCGUCAUGGUGAUGGAUGCAGAGUUGGAGAAGCACUGAAGGGUGGGAUUAAGAGGAACCUCUCCACGUAAUUUGAAUUAUGCAAUGGUUUAUGGGUUUGUGAAUGAACUGUCGACAGAGCAAGAGACUGAACAGUAGGUUGCAGGGACAAAAAAAUGUAUGUAUAGAGAACAUGAGACCCAAGACAUGCGUGCAGAUCAAUUGUGUCUGUGGUUUGAGUAACUUGCAAUGUCACGUCCAUUAAGCCAUCACAUAAAUUCUCUGAACUGCUUCCUGCAGUGGUAAGCGGUCAGCAGUCCAUCGACUGUGGAAAGUGAAUUGCAGUGAGUGGGUGAGGCGUCCAUGUCCCAUAUUAAUUGCCGUAAUCGUCGGUGAAGCCUGCAAGAGAGUGGCCGUGAUCGAUCAGACCGCACUUGGAUCUUUACCCAUUACGGCGGCUGCUUGGUCCCAUCGCCACUCAUCGAUUGACCGCUGUUGGUGGUGAGAUGGGUCCGGGUUUUGAUGAGCCUCCUCGUUUGGCGCUGUGGCGAUCGAGCAGGCGGCAGGCAUUAUGCAGAACGUUGUUGGUUUGGGUACAGCUCCAGUUGGUUCACGGGGACGGUGGAGGCCAGCAGAGGGAAGGAGCCAAAGAGAGUCCUCGAGGUGGAAGACAAGUUAAUGUUCUUGAAUGCGCCAUUUAUUUCUGGUUCGUUUCUCUUUGCCGUGCUUCAAGCGGUGCUCUUAAGUCGCUCGACGAUAUGACUAUCUCUAAGUUAACGUCGAUGCUACUUUUCCACGACUUAA
This is a messenger RNA of Musa acuminata subsp. malaccensis (wild Malaysian banana), 2829 nucleotides long. RefSeq names its product leucine-rich repeat extensin-like protein 4. Gene Ontology annotation, molecular function: protein binding. NCBI's taxonomy places the organism in Eukaryota, Viridiplantae, Streptophyta, Magnoliopsida, Zingiberales, Musaceae. The record is from RefSeq and is a predicted model, not a curated record.